AAGCAGCCCCAGCUCUGCUUUCCUAGAGCUGCUGAGAACCCGGGAAAUGGUGUGGAGGUUCCGGGGAGCCCUGCCCCUACCUGGCAACCGCAGUGCAGCAGGCACCAAGUUCUCCUGCACAUUGCGACAGUGUGACCCUGGGCUCUGGCGGGCGGUAGGUGGGGCCUUUGGACCUACCAGCAGUGAGGGAGUUAACACAGCAGCUGACUCCUCUAGGCAAGGAAAACUCCCCUCAGACGCUUUGCUGCCUGGCCUCCUGCCAGCAACAAGCAGGAGCUGAAAACUAGAAGUUGAGGCGUGAGUUUGGCCACUCCGUAGUGUGCACUUGGUGAGGGCAGCAGCUCGCCACAGCCGCCAGCCGUCUGUCCAUUCACCCAUCUGUCCAUCUGGCAGCCCGCUGUUCAGACCCGUCUGUCUGUCCGCCCAUCUGUAAGCCCAUCUCUGUCCCAUUGUCUAUCUGACCAUCUUUCUCUUACUGUCCUCUUUGUCUAGCUAUCUGGCCUAUCUGUCGAUCCAUCUUUGUGUCUGUCUUCAGCCCCCACCUGUUUGUCCAUCUGUCCAAUUACCUGUGACUCUGUGCAUCUUCUUGUCCAUUCAUCUGCCCACCCAUCUGUCCCUCCGUCUGCCCACCAGCCGCCCCUCUCCUCCUGGGCUGCAGAGCCAUGGCCCGGGGCUACGGGGCCACGGUCGGCCUAGUCCUGCUGGGUCUGGGGCUGGCGCUGGCUGUCAUUGUGCUGGCUGUGGUCCUCUCUCGACACCAAGCCCCCUGUGGCCCCCAGGCCUUUGCCCACGCUGCUGUUGCCGCCGCCGACUCCAAGGUCUGCUCGGAUAUUGGACGGCUGGAGUGCAAUGGCAUGAUCGUGGCUCACAGCAGCCUCCACCUUCCAGGCUCGAGCAAUGCUCCCACCUCAGCCUCUCAAGCAGCUGGGACUGCAGCUGGACCCGCAGGCCCUGCAGGACAGAGACUGGCAGUCGCCAUGAAUGGGAUCGAAGUAAAGCUCUCGGUCAAGUUCAACAGCAGGGAGUUCAGCUUGAAGAGGAUGCCGUCCCAAAAACAGACAAGGAUCUUCAGAGUCAAGAUUGCUGUGGUCACCAAGAGAGAGAGGUCCAAGGUGCCCUACAUCGUGCGCCAGUGCGUGGAGGAGAUCGAGCGCCGAGGCAUGGAGGAGGUGGGCAUCUACCGCGUGUCCGGUGUGGCCACGGACAUCCAGGCACUGAAGGCAGCCUUCGACGUCAAUAACAAGGACGUGUCGGUGAUGAUGAGCGAGACGGACAUGAACGCCAUCGCAGGCACGCUGAAGCUGUACUUCCGUGAGCUGCCCGAGCCCCUCUUCACUGACGAGUUCUACCCCAACUUCGCAGAGGGCAUCGCUCUCUCAGACCCAGUUGCAAAGAAGAGCUGCAUGCUCAACCUGCUGUCGUCCCUGCCGGAGGCCAACCUGCUCACCUUCCUUUUCCUUCUAGACCACCUGGAAAGGGUGGCAGAGAAGGAGGUGGUCAAUAAGAUGUCCCUGCACAACCUCGCCACUGUCUUUGGCCCCACGCGGCUCUGGCCCUCCGAGAAGGAGAGCAAGCUCCCUGCCAACCCCAGCCAGCCCAUCACCAUGACUGACAGCAGGUCCUUGGAGGUCAUGUCCCAGAUCCAGAUACCUAAUAAGAUGCUGGAAUGUAAUCCCUGGACAAUCCGUGUCCUGGCAGCAUUUGGUCUUCCUCUAAGCGCCUGGCUCCGCUGUUCUCAGGAGUGGGUUCUGAAGUCUCUGGAGAACAGGAUCCGUGGAGGGUUAGGAAGGGGCCAGGCCUAGAGAUGGGAGACUCCCUCCCGGAGCAGGUGGAGGCACAGGACCAUUCGCUACCCUAUCUGCCGACACCUGCGGGGGAGCCCAGGCAUUCUUUGUAAGCCCUCCUGACCACCUGGCUCAAAGAAAACAGAAGCAUGGAGGCCGCCAAGUAUUUUCAAGAAAUAAUCCCUUGAACAUGGCAUCACUUUUUUAGAAAGAGGGGCUUGGGGCAGGCAGAGGAGAGAAGGGAGAGCAAACUGAGAGCCAAGUUUCCAGACGGUCCUGCAGGAGGAGAGGAUGCAGCUGCCCAGAGGGAAGCAGGAUCACAUUUAAGGAAGUGUGUGGGGUCCCUGGAUGACACCAGCACCCAGUGGGGCUCUGUCUGGCAACCGCUCCCAAGGUGGGAGGAGUGGGUGUCCCCUGUGUGUCAGUGGGCAGCUCCUGUUGAACCCGCAGCUCACUGGGGAGCCUGACAGUGGGGCCAUGCGCCUGACACUCCUCUCUGCUUGUGGACCUGGCAAGGCAGGGAGCAGAAAACAGAGCCACUUGAAGGCUUUCUGUCUGCGUCUGUGUGCAGUGUGGAUUUAGUUGUGCUUUUUUCUUGCUGGGAGAGCACAGCCACCAUUUACAAGCAGUGUCACCCUCAUGGGUGGCAAGGACAGAACAGGAGCCUCUGCUCUCUGUACCUAUCUGGGCCCGGUGGGCUCCCCUGUCCUGGCUUCCAUCUCUGUCUCAGCGACCAUUCAGCCCUGCACAGGAACACAUAUUGCUUAGAAAAGCCAAAUCCAGCCCUUGUCUCUGCCUCCUCUGGUCUCAUGAUGUGCAUCUAUUACCUUGAAACUGGAAACCAGUCUAUCAAUGUCUGUGCCAAUUUUUUAUUCCCUCCCCAACCUCCUUCCCCAUACGACUUUUUAUUUAUGUAAGAUGUGUGCUGUCUAAUGAUGGGAUGACCACACUUUUCCAUGUUCUAAAAGUGCUCCUCUCCCGCAGGGUCCCAGGGCUGGUGGUUGCUUUGGGUCUACAGCUACGUCUUACCCACCUCCUGCCUCAAAAGCCUGUGUGGUGGCAAAGCCGGUGUGGGGCUGGGGAACGCAGCGUUCUCCAGGAGGGGGACCCGGCUCUCCUUCUGCAAUGCAGGCAAAGGCCUAGAUGCCAGUGUGACCUCCCACAAGGCAUGGCUUCCAGACUCCCCGACCAGAAGUGAUGCUGUUUUGCCUCGGGCCCUGGGUUUGAAGCAGCUUGGCUUUCUCUUGGUAAGUGGCUGGUGUCUUAGCAGCUGCAAUCUGAGCUCAGCCACCUACCCACCACCGUGGCCGACACUUUCAUUAAAAAGUUUCCUGAG
This is a messenger RNA of Gorilla gorilla gorilla (western lowland gorilla), 3120 nucleotides long. RefSeq names its product breakpoint cluster region protein. NCBI's taxonomy places the organism in Eukaryota, Metazoa, Chordata, Mammalia, Primates, Hominidae. Gene Ontology annotation, molecular function: GTPase activator activity. Gene Ontology annotation, cellular component: membrane. The transcript has 9 exons. Bases 663 to 1802 code for a protein of 379 amino acids. Gene Ontology annotation, biological process: signal transduction; positive regulation of GTPase activity. The record is from RefSeq and is a predicted model, not a curated record.